GAAAUAGUGACAAUUAAAUUGAGAAUCACCAAGAAAAAAUAAAACUUUUCAAAAGUGCUGUUAAAAGUUUUUCUAGUUACAUUAUUUUUGUUUUGCUCCCAGGAGACAAAAACUCAGCCAGAAGAGAAGUGGAUAUACCCAUACCCAUAAAAAAGCAAACAAAGCAGAAGUUUGUAUUUGUACGUCAAAUCACAAAUUAAUAACAGAGCCAUGAUUCGCUCACAAACAAAAUGUGUUCAUUGUACAAUGUAAGGGUGAAGCUGAUCACUUCAUUUUUGUCGUUACAUUCUUCAAGCAUGUUUUCCGUUUCUUUAGCAGGAGCUGUCGCCUUUGUGGCAUUGUUUUCUGUCACAGUCAAGCCACACUGUGGAAUUCAUAGAAAGAUAGAUCAACUUUAUUGUCUGCCUGUGUAACCCAAAGGAGGAGAUUUGGCAGAAGGAGAUUACAGCAACACAGAUAAAAACACGGGAGGAAAAAACCCCACUAGAACAGAAGAUAAUCACUACACCGAUAGAAAGCACGAGUGUGGAAAGACAUAUAAAAUGGCAAGUACUAGAAACAGGCUGCUUUGAUAUGUCUUGGUUACAGAUUCAGCUGAUUUAUUGCAAGUAUUUUUUAAUGCAGGCAAACCUUCUACCUCAAACCUGAAGGCGAGAGCUCAGUUAGACUAAAUGUUCUUUAAAAUUAAUUCUCCAAGCCCAUUUCAAGGAGGAAUAUUUGCUUCUUGUAGUUAAUCUGUGGUUUGAUUUGAUGCCUGAAAUCCUGUUUGAUGAUGACUCAGUAUUAUGGUGUUCGUUUUUAUGACAGUUUUGUCAUUUUAGAUUGCAGCCCAGAAAUGACAGUGUAAAUAUCUUACACAUAAAUUAUUCAAAAUUACAAACAAUGCUUCAUGUUGCAGCACAUAACCAGCUUUCUUCUACGUUUUAAACACUUGCCUCAAUGCUAGUGUACCAACACCUGCUGCAAAUGCAAAGGUCAUUACCGCAGCUGGAAGCACUGAUGCAUGCAUAAUCUUGCAACAAACAAACAAACAAACAAACAAACAACAACAAAAAAUAGCAAAACUUUUAUUCUGCAUUUGGCUCUUUUGCAGUUGUGACAGUCGGUAUGACGCUUGUUAAUAAAACAUUUGUCAAUGAAGAUUUCGGGCGCACGGUGACUGGCUGCGAUGACGCACAGGGAGUGAUGCUGAGGUGAUGUGAGGAUGGCUGGGUGGUGGUGGUGGUGGGGAGCAGCACGGGGGCAGGCGGACAAAGGGAGAGCAGUGAGGAGAGUGAGGGAGUGAGUGAGUUAGAACUCAUCAUCAUGUGAAGAGACUUGGAAGCACCUGGAGCUCAGCCGAGGCGUUUCUCUCCGCAGAUGGGAGUGAAGUGACUGAGGGCUCUCCACCGUGAGCGCACCACUUGGCUCCUUCCUCGCUGCCUCCCAGAGCGACUCAGCAGCCACAACCGCGUCCAAAUGAUCCUCAGCCAACACCGUCGGGAUGUGAAAAUCAAACUCAAAGUUAGAGGCACUGGAUGUUGUCACUGCCUGCUGUUACUGCAGCUGAAUAUCCACCUCUGUUCAACAGGAUCGCCUGGAUGUUGACUACUGCUCACGUACCAAAUCGUCCAGACAAGGCUUGAAUUUUGAACUCAAGCUGCACAUUAGGAUUCAGAGAACAUGCAAAGUCUUCCUUGAUUGUGCCCGCCCAUCUGUCUAACCUCUCUCUAAUGCAUUUCAAACACUAUUCUGUACCAACUGCAUAAUAACAGUGAUAAUAUCUGUAGCAUUUUCAAGAUGGAUUACCUGAUUUCAGCACAGCAGAUUUCAUCUGCAUACAUUAUAUUUCUCUCUCAGUGUUUCUGCAUGCAUCUUGUCGUUUUAUUUUCCUUGAUGCAUUGUCAGUGUAGUGGCUCAUUUGCUCGAGGCGUCAUCAUUCAAAUUAUGUUUUGACAAGACAGACUUAAUGUGAUCAUUACUCUAAUGGCUUUUAUGAGAAUGCCCUGAUGCCCCUUUUCUGCAGUAAGCUUAAAUAGGUCUGUGUUUCAGUAUCCCUUUGCUGCUCAGGACAGUGUUAGAUAUCAUUGUAGUAUUGGAACUGAUGGUUCCUGUGCUGGACAACAUGACCCCACCUCCUCUGACACAGAACUGUUCCAACUGCAGCCAAGCGUUAGUCCCAGAGCUCAAUGUGGUCAAAGCUGUGGUUCUGGGCCUGGUGCUUGGUAUCUUCAUCGUGUUUGGAAUUGUGGGAAACAUCCUGGUAAUCCUCUCAGUUGUUUGUCAUCGGCACCUGCGGACAGUCACGCAUUACUUUAUAGUGAAUCUGGCAGUGGCAGAUUUGAUGAUUAGCUCCACUGUACUACCCUUCUCUGCCAUUUUUGAGAUCCUGGAUCGUUGGGUGUUUGGACGGGUCUUUUGUAAUGUUUGGGCAGCUGUGGACGUGCUCUGCUGCACGGCCUCCAUCAUGAGCCUCUGUGUGAUAUCUGUGGACCGCUACAUUGGAGUCAGCUAUCCUCUGCGUUACCCAGCUAUAAUGACAAAACGCAGAGCCCUGUUGGCAGUGAUGCUGCUGUGGGUGCUGUCUAUCAUCAUAUCUAUCGGACCUUUGUUUGGAUGGAAAGAACCGGCACCAGAGGACGAGUCCAUCUGCAAGAUCACAGAGGAGCCAGGCUAUGCCAUCUUCUCUGCAGUAGGCUCUUUCUAUCUCCCUCUGGCCAUCAUACUGGUCAUGUACUGUCGGGUAUAUGUGGUAGCUCACAGAGAGAGUCGAGGCCUGAAAGAGGGCCACAAGACGGAGAAGUCAGACUCAGAGCAGGUGAUACUCAGGAUGCACCGAGGCAACACGACUGUAUCAGAGGAUGAAGCCCUUCGCACCCGAACACAUUUCGCCCUGCGACUGCUCAAGUUCUCCCGAGAGAAGAAGGCGGCCAAGACCUUGGGCAUCGUUGUUGGCUGCUUUGUGUUGUGCUGGCUGCCCUUUUUCCUGGUGCUACCUAUUGGUUCCAUUUUCCCUGCGUACAGACCUUCAGACACCGUGUUCAAGAUCUCCUUCUGGCUCGGUUAUUUCAACAGCUGCAUCAACCCCAUCAUCUACCCAUGCUCCAACCAGGAGUUCAAGAAAGCUUUCCAGAGUUUACUUGGAGUUCACUGUUUGAGAAUGACUCCCAGACCACACCAUCAUCAUCUGGGUGCAGGUCAGAGUCAACCGCAGGGUCACAGCCACGGCCUCACUCUGAGCCUGGACAGCAGGGGGGCCCCCAGCCGACUCAGCCCCUCCUCAUCUAUGGCCCUGUCUAGAACUCCUUCCUCCAGGGACAGCAGGGAAUGGAGGGUCUUCUCUGAAGGUCGCACUAGCGGAUCUGGACCAGUCGAAACAAGCAGAACUAAAGUGGCCAAAUUCUGCAACAAAAGCUUCCACCGGACCUGCUGCUGCAUCCUCAGCGCUGGGACUCCCCCACAGGAGUCCAGCUGUGACCAGCCCCCUCCUAGUGGAAACCUUCCCACAAUUAAAAUCCACCAACUGUCCCUGUCGGAAAAAGGAGAGCCUGUAUAACCACAGUAAUCCUUCAUGCAUUUGUUAUGACUCCCCUUCCAAGGCCACAUGAGAAUAUAUUUCCUUUUGCUCUGUAAACAACACAAAGAAUGAGUGGUGAUGAAACUGUGUCUGCUUUGAAAUUUAAAUUUUAAAUAUCUCAGCUUUGAUAUCUUUACUUUUCUUGGAUAUAAGAUUGUCAAAAUCAUAAACACUGUAUUUUACCCUUUAAGAUGCUUUCUAAACACUGCAGAGUGCAGCUUUGAGGAGAUAGAAAAGGGGCAAGGCUCAGAUUUGGUAAAAGUGCAGAGAUAGGAUCGGGAAGCAAUUCCCUAAAGUGGACCAAGGUUUCUAAAUGUUUACAUAUUUUAUAUCACAGAAGAGCAGCUUAAAUGUGCUUUACGAGUAUGAAUAUAAAGGUUUUACAGAUUGCAUGAUAUCAACAGUCAUUUGAAAAAUGCCGGUGCUCCUGUUGUUUCUAAAGUUUGCCUACUGCUGUUCCUGUAGUGAAACUGUUGCUUGUGUACUGCUCUGUACACAGUAAAAAAAAAAAAAAACCAAGGGACCUCGCGUAUUUCUGUGUCACAUACAAUAAAUUUGUAUGACAUAUUCCUAACAAGGGAUUCAUUUUGGA
Acanthochromis polyacanthus (spiny chromis) is the source of this 4148-nucleotide messenger RNA. It is a transcript of the gene adra1aa, whose product is annotated as adrenoceptor alpha 1Aa. Gene Ontology annotation, cellular component: membrane. The record is from RefSeq and is a predicted model, not a curated record. Gene Ontology annotation, biological process: adenylate cyclase-activating adrenergic receptor signaling pathway; positive regulation of cytosolic calcium ion concentration; phospholipase C-activating G protein-coupled receptor signaling pathway. The transcript has 3 exons. Gene Ontology annotation, molecular function: alpha1-adrenergic receptor activity. Lineage: Eukaryota; Metazoa; Chordata; Actinopteri; Pomacentridae. Bases 2084 to 3535 code for a protein of 483 amino acids.